AUGAAUCGAACAUCUCUUCAAGUCUCAUGGAGCAAGUCUGGGAAUAUGGUCUAUGGUUACACACAUCUAAUUGGAGAAGAUCAAACCCUUGGUCUUAAGCGGAACAGAACGAGCGUGAAUGACAGUGCGACCUUCGAUCUGGAGAUAAAUAGCGGCGGCUUCAUUUUUGGCGGAGAGCACUCCAAUCCUUCGACGGCGGCCGUCUGCGUAUCGAGGGAAAAUCCCAUUGGCGAACCCAAAGCAUGGACUAUAAAGGAUGGAAAGCACAGGGACAAACACUUGCUCGUCUUCAGCCUGCUCCGACAAACCUCUUCUCUCAUCUACAAGGGCCCUUUUCUCACAAAGGAUCAUCCGAACGGACCGCAUUGUGAACUCUUCAUUCGAUUUCUUUCUAAUAAUUUCGUUUUUCAUAGGAUACAAACGACUACAGCCUGUUGAUUGUCGACAACCUUGGAACAACAACGCCCCCGACUACGACUGCAACGACCACAGCAGCGGGAACAUCAGAUCCGCCUGAAACGACAAAAGAUCCCUCUGGUUCUUCAUCGACAACUCCGCCUGUGACCACCAACAGCUUCUCUUCCAUCAGAACGACCACUCGAACAACGACAAAGUGCUCGGAACAAAAGGAGUGUGGCGGAGGUCUCCUUGCAAUUGGCACUGCUGCUGCUGGCCUCUUUGUGGGGAUCAUCAU
Meloidogyne enterolobii is the source of this 694-nucleotide messenger RNA. The record is from the annotation of a GenBank genome assembly. NCBI's taxonomy places the organism in Eukaryota, Metazoa, Nematoda, Chromadorea, Rhabditida, Meloidogynidae.